AUGGCCGAAGCCGUGGGUCUUGCAUCAGGGGUGCUAACUUUGGCCUCCUUCGCUUUCAAGUCUAGUGUCUCACUUUACAGCACUGUGAAGGGAUACAAGUACCACCCUAAACGUGUGCGCGAUCUUGUUCAGGAGGCUAAGGAUUUGAGCGAGGUUCUCUCUUUACUUACGGACACGGUCCACGCUGCUGCUGAUCUGGAUCUUUCUGUUCUUGAACUUCCUUUGCGACGAUGCGGCGAGGCUUGCAAAGAGUUUGAACAUGAACUAGCGAGGUGUUCAUCGCGGUCUGGUGGCGACCGGACUAGCUUCCGGGACUGGGUGAAGCUACAAUAUAUGGGUGACGGUAUCGAUGAGUUUACUCAUCUCCUCGCCGGGUACAAGUCCACUAUCCACAUUGCUCUUGCUGAUGCAAACCUUCGCCAGUCCACUGUUACCGCCGAGGGUCUCGAAAAGUACCAGACGAUGAUCAAAACAGCCACUGACGACCUCGAAGCUCGUCUAGAGAGCAUUGAUGAAAAGCUCGCGGUCGUCUUUGAACGCACGGUGACAGCGACCGACUCCGAUGCAAAAGACUUGCAACGAAUUAGAGAAGAGCGUUCGAGCACGCAGAAAUGCCUCGAGGUGUGCGCGCAAUUAGCAGAUCACAUCGAUCGGAUUCAGCUCCAGCCAGCCACCGGUCCAAAUACUCCCAGCUCCGUGGACGCGAAUCCUUAUCCAAAUCGGGUCACUAACGAGAGCCUGCAAGCUUGCAAGGAGCGGCUUUCCCAAACAGUGAAUAAUUUGGAAAAGCACAUGGAAGACUUGAUGAACCGACUCAUCGAGAAGUCGGCGGCGAAGAUGAGCUCUAAGCCUGAUUUUGAAGAGCUUUCUAGGCUCAGGGAAGAGUGGACCACUGCUCGUCAAUGUCUGGACAUCUGCUCCAGUGCAGAGAGUCACGUCAAGGAAAACAUUAGCAUCAUCGACAAUUACGCAGCAGGAGAUGACACCGUCCAAUUCUUAGUAUCAACUAACGGAAAGACAAUCCACGGUUGGAGGCCAUCUGAGCGAAGCUUCACUCCAGAAGGUGUCAAGAGAUAUUAG
This is a messenger RNA of Colletotrichum spaethianum, 1080 nucleotides long. RefSeq lists its product as uncharacterized. Lineage: Eukaryota; Fungi; Ascomycota; Sordariomycetes; Glomerellales; Glomerellaceae. The record is from RefSeq and is a predicted model, not a curated record. The transcript is spliced from 3 exons. The coding region runs from base 1 to 1080 and encodes 359 amino acids.